This is a messenger RNA of Chaetura pelagica (chimney swift), 528 nucleotides long. It is a transcript of the gene TMEM138, whose product is annotated as transmembrane protein 138. NCBI's taxonomy places the organism in Eukaryota, Metazoa, Chordata, Aves, Apodiformes, Apodidae. The record is from RefSeq and is a predicted model, not a curated record. The coding region runs from base 40 to 528 and encodes 162 amino acids. The transcript is spliced from 4 exons. Gene Ontology annotation, cellular component: cilium.
AAUGCUGGAGCUGAGGGCUCCAACCCUGGGAGAAGGAAGAUGCUCCAGACCAGCAACUACAGCCUGGUGCUGUUCCUGCAGUUCCUCCUGCUUUUCUACGACCUCUUUGUCAACUCCUUCUCGGAGCUGCUCCGCACGGCUCCCGCCGUCCAGCUCGUCCUCUUCAUCAUCCAGGACAUUGCUAUUCUCUUCAACGUCAUCAUCAUCUUCCUCAUGUUCUUCAACACCUUCGUCUUCCAGGCCGGGCUGGUCAACCUUCUCUUCAACAAGUUCAAAGGGACCAUCCUGCUCUCUGCAGCCUACCUGGGGCUCAGCAUCUCCUUCCACGUCUGGAUUAUGAACCUGCGCUGGCGCGAUUCCGGCCGCUUCAUCUGGACCGAAGGGCUCCAGACCCUCUUUGUUUUCCAGCGCCUGGCGGCCACGCUCUACUGCUACUUCUACAAGAGGACAGCAGUCCACCUGGGUGACCCCCUGUUCUACCAGGAUUCCCUCUGGCUGCGCAAGGAGUUUGCUCAGUUCCGUGGAUAA